Molecule: messenger RNA, 1595 nt
Organism: Desarmillaria tabescens
Lineage: Eukaryota; Fungi; Basidiomycota; Agaricomycetes; Agaricales; Physalacriaceae
Exons: 4
Coding region: 336-1502 (388 amino acids)
Source: RefSeq, a predicted model, not a curated record
AGCCGGAUUUUUCUGAAUUUUUUGAAGAGCUUGAAAAUGACUAUUAGAUUUGAGUUUCCGAACCUUCGGUCACCGACUUGUCGCGGGACCGUUUCAAUUCAAAGCAUUUCAAAUCGCGUCAACACAACAAAGUAAAGAAAUUCUAUGUUGCCUUGUGAGAGACACGCAUGUUUAAUAACCACUGUUCUUCUUGCAUUGUUGGCUUUUUGUCAAUGGGUAAUCCUUCUUGCUCCUUUGUCUUUCAGAGUGGCUUUCGUCACUUAAAAUGCCGUCCAUGUUGAGGCCUGAGGCCGUUCCCCCAGCGAUUUUCGCACCCUAAUUUUUCCAAAGGAAACAUGGCAAUUCCACAGUCCAACCCCCUGGAUGCACCUAACCCUAACGCUGCUCUGGCUUAUUGGCCAUACAGCAAUCUCAGUACGAACUACGGCCGCCCGUACACUUGUCAUGAACUCUACAACCGCCUCCUCGAUGCACGCUCUGCCGAAGAAAUCCUCCAACCAGAGUUCAUGACCAUCAGCAUUGAACGCCGCGGCCCAUCCAACGGCCCCAGCGACCCAUUCCUUCCCAGACUCCUAACGGCCCUCUCCGAACACGAAGACAUCUCCACGCUCUUCCUCCACGAUGUGGACUGGUCCCACUUUGCAUCUCGCCACUUAUGGCAUUCCUCCAUCAUCGGAUUCCCCAACAUCACUUAUCUCACAAUGACAGACUGCUCGCUCCAGGCAGAUGAGUUCUUUUCCCUGGUUCGUUCGUUACCACUACAAGGGCUCGAAGUCCACAACUGUUCCAUUACGGGUGCCCUCCAUGUGCAUCCUUUUUCCACGGAUGCAAGUUCACUCAUACCCAACCAUGAAGGCCCCGAGAUCCUAUAUCUGGACGUCACUGUUAGCCAAGAUUCUAAUAUUUUGGAGAUCUUCACCCAGCCCUGGUCUCCAGUGUCAUUCUCCAAACUUGAGAAGCUUGCUAUCUCGGGAAAGGGCGAUAGCGACAUUGGCCAACAGAUCGCGAGAUUGGUCGAGCUCUCGACUCCCCUUGAGUUGAAUAUAGACUGUGAUGGUUUUAAUCUUGUACAUCCUCCACCUAUCGCUAAGCUAUCCGAAGUAAAAAAUCUCGUUGUCGUCAUCCCCCUUGACGGCACACAUGAUUUCCGGCGCACCAACGACUGCCUCAGAUGGUGGACAUCCUCCCUCAAGCAGGUUCCACGACCUAACCGCAUCUCCGAUAUCCGCAUCGUGGUCAUGGUCGAUCAGCAGUCCAUCGCUAACGUGGCUAAUCUACCCUCGGGAGGAAGGGCAACACAAUGGAUAUACUUUGACGAGGUUCUAUCAGACACCAAAAAAUUCAAGCUGCACCACAGAUUCGGCGUCACCAUUUCGAUGAAACAGAACACGGCCACUGGCACACUCUUCGAUACUCAGGUCUAUAACACGUGGAUCCAAUCCGACGCUCUCGUAGAAUCUUUUGAGCGUUAUCUGGGCAUUAGUCUUCGACGGCACGCUUAGCAUCUAAGUAGACGACUCCGAUUUGUGUAUUACGUGACGCAUAUCCAACGUAACGAUCUAGAACUAGUGAUAGAGAUGAUAGAGGAUACUCGG